AUGUCCGUCCUGGAGAACAUGCAUUGCAGCAAGCUUUUCCAAAUCCUAGCCCUAGAGGAGAACAACCUCUUCUCAGAGCUGAACCAGGUCAUUUACAGCCACAUUCGGCACAUCAUCGUGGACUCCAUCAUUGCUACGGACUUCGCACAACACACCGGCAUGGUGAAGGAGUUCGAGUCGAUGUACGGUGUGAACGCGGAGCUCUUUGACACCGCGGACGAGAUGUACAUGAACACGGAGGAAUUUCCUCCUCGGGAGCUCAUGGAGUAUUUCAAGACUCCGGAUGUGAAAAAGACCCUGAGGACCGUGCUGCUCCAUUUCGCGGACAUCUCCAACCCGAUGAAGCCUUUCCCAGUGGCGGAACGUUGGGCUGAGCUGGUUCUCAAGGAGUUUGCACUCCAAGGAGAAGAAGAGAAGGCGCUGGGGAUUCCCGUUGGCCCUCUGAACGACAAGAAGACCGUGAACAUGCCUUUGUCGCAGAUUGGCUUCAUUGAGUUCGUGGUGGCACCACUGGCCUUAGCCAUGGCUCGCGUGCUCCCACCAGUCUGGUUCACCAACCAGAUGAUCAUCGACAACGCCAACAUCUGGAUGGAUCGAUGGAUCGAAGAUACCUUGUUGAAGCCCAGCCUGGAGGAGCAGGUAAGCGUAAGGGAGCGGAUCCACAAGAUGGUGCAGCGCACGGAGCAGCGAGGCUUCACCGCCACCAUGGCACAGAUGGAGAGCUGA
Messenger RNA from Durusdinium trenchii, 726 nucleotides. The record is from the annotation of a GenBank genome assembly. Lineage: Eukaryota; Dinophyceae; Suessiales; Symbiodiniaceae.